AUGAGUUUUAUGAGAAAAUUAAUGGGUAAUAAGGGUGCCCCUGACCCUAAAUCCAAUUCUCCAGACAAUUCGUUAGGAUUGAUGCAUUUAAGAAAAUUGUUUGCUGAGUUUCGACAUCCCACAGCUAAGGCUACUCAAAAAGAUCAAGAAGACAAAUUAUAUAACAUGUUACCCUUGUUUUGUAAGGUGUUUGAAAAUGCUCCAUCAAAUGAUAUGACAGACAAAUGGGGUGAUAUUCUACAAUUUUGUAGUCAUGUUUCUAAGCUGAUGGUCACUGAAAUUCGAAGACGUGCAUCAAAUCAAUCUACAGAAGCAGCAAGCUGUGCUAUAGUAAAGUUUUUAGAAAUAGAAUCAAAUAAUCAAGUCAGUAAUGGAUGGAGUUUAUUGGGGGCUAUUAAUUUACUAUCACUUGGUAAACAUGCUCUCAUUGAUUGUAUGACAGCAGCUUCAUUACCAUCAACAUUAGUCAAAUGUUUAUAUUUAUUCUUUGAUUUACCUAAAUUAGAAAAUGAAGAUGAUACACCAGAAGGCAGUGAUUUUAGUCCAAAAGAAAAGAGAGUAUUGUUGCAAAGAAUCUUUGUUCAGUAUGUAUUGGUUAGAAUAAGCAACCAUUCCUCACCUGCAGAAGAAUUGGCCAGAAAAGAUGAUUUAAGUUUAUUAUUUAGUGCCAUAACUAGUUGGUGUCCAGCAUAUAAUUCUAUGUGGAGAAAGAGUGCUGGAGAAGUGUUAGUUACUCUGUCUCGUCAUGGCUUAACCAACUCUGUUGUCAAGUAUAUACAUGAGAAAGGUUGUGUCAGACACUGUAUAGAGAACAUGCAAAGAGUACAAGAAUUGUCACCAUUAGAACUUGUGGAAAUGUUUGUUACAGUAUUUUGUUUUCUCAAAGAUUCGAGUGAAGUCUCACAAACUUUAGUGGAUGAUUUUAAAUCAUGCCAAGGCUAUGUGUUCCUUUCAGAAUUUUUAUUGAAGUUAGAAAGCAAUGAUGGAGAAGAAGCUGUCCAGGCUUUAAGAAAUUUGGUAUUAUUAGUAGGUUCUUUAACCACUUGUGGUUUUUGUGAAAUCAAACCGAAUGCUGGUAGUACUGGAUCUUUGUUUCAGAUGCCAGGCUUUUGCAUGCCACAACCUGCUGGUAAAGGUGUCAGUGUACGUAAUAUACAUGCUUUCCAAGUUUUACAGUCAGUCUUUCUCAAGUCUAAUACAAGUCAUCUGUGUGGUACUAUAUUAGAUGUUAUAAGUAGUAUUUAUCAUCAAGAUAAUGCCAAUUAUUUUAUAUUAGAACCACAGCAUACAUUACCAACCUUUAUAGAGAAAAUACAUACAAAACCUCCUGAUAUACAGGCAUUUGUACAUGCUUUGGGACGAAGAUGUCUCAGGAAUGCUUGGGAUGCAGAAUUUGAAACAACAAAAGGUGAAGAGAGUAAAUUGUUUGAGCUGAUAGAAUUUAUUGUAUUUAAUUUAAACUUUGUACCAUGUAAAGAACUGAUCAGUCUGAGUAUUUUAAUCAAAUCUGAACAUUCCAUAUCCACGAGUAUAUUGUGUAUGAAGACAUUAUUACACAUAUUACGGUACCACAGUGUAUAUAGAGAUGUAUUUAGGGAAGUGGGUAUUUUAGAAGUAAUGGUCACAUGUAUGCAUCGUUAUGCUGCAUUACUAAAAGAACCUCAUAAUGAUACAGAAAAUGAAAAUAUUGAUCCUGAACAACAGGAAUUAGGACAUUUAGUUAUGGAAUCAUUAGCAUUAUUAUUGAGUGGUAAUAGCAGUAAUGCUGGUGUUUUUCGUGAAUGUGGUGGUGCUAGAUGUGCCCACAAUAUGGUACCAUAUACAAACUGUAGACAAAUGGCGUUAAAUAUAGUACAACAAUUGGUACUAUCACCUGGAGGGGAUGAUGAUAUGGGCACUCUAUUAGGUUUAAUGCCAACAGCAACUAUUACUAACCUAGAAUUAAAAACACAUAUUCUAAAGUCAUUAUUAAAUGUACUACGUGAAAGUCAUCGUACAAGGACAGUAUUUCGUAGAGUGGGUGGGUUUGUGUAUGUUAUGUCUGUAUUAGUGUCUAUGGAAGGUUGUUUAGCAGAACCACCAAAAUCACCAUGGGAUUCAGUACCAAGAAAAGAUAUAUUACAAAUGUUGAGAACUGUAUUUAGCACUCUAACUGUGGCUAUGAGAUAUGAACCUGCCAAUGCCAAAUUCUUUGCUUCCGAGGUACGAUAUGAUAGUUUAACAGAAGCUGUUAGAUUAUUGGGAUGUUUUUCAACCUAUAUUGAUAUACAAACAGAAUCAGAAGAUACUAAACCAACUGAUAACACUGAACUCUUCACCAAUUUAUUUCAACAUUCUAAAGAGGACAAAAUCCAGAAAUCCAUUCCAGUAAUUCUAAUAUCAGCCUGUCAAAUGUUUCGAUAUUUAUAUGAUAUGGCACUUGAUGCUUUUGAUAGACCUUCCAGUAAUUAUGCCAAAACGGAUUCACCAUUAUUGUUGAAGAAACAUAUGUCUGUGAUAGAAGAACCUUGUAAUAAUCAAACCCUAAAUAAACCUAAACGUGGUAGUACUGGCAGUAUGAAUAUCAAUAUAUCUAGUCUUAUUGACCAUCCUGUUAUUGUACAUGCUGGAGCCGUCUUAUCAAUAUUUCAUUUAUUACCAGCUGUAGAACAUUAUUCAGAUAGCUUGGAUGCAUUAAAUCUAAAAUCCUGCAUAUCUGAGAUAUUAAAAUCUUUACUUCGUCCUGAGCGUAAUCAACAAAUUAUGUGUGAUGCUGGUUUUCCACAUGAAUUACUUAGUCAUGGUAGUGUAGCAUUAGCUGAUGAAUCAUUCCCACUUCAUCCACCAUUACAGUUUAUGUUUGAACGUUUGGCAUCACAGUCUCUAACACCUAGAGAUCUAAGAGAUUUUCUGAGAUUAGGAUCACCAUUAAAUUGUCGUCCUGUAGAAGAUGUACAGGAUGUGGGUUCUAAUGGAACAUGGAACGAUCCUGAUCUGAUAUCAAAAUCAGUUGGUAUAGAAGACAAAACAUCCACAAUGGAAAUAGAGAAAAAACUCAAAUCUGCUGGCAGGACGGUUCCACUAACUAGGGUGAAAUGUUUAGUUUCUAUGACGACACCUAGAGAUGCUAGAAUGCAUGGUGCUACUGUCACUCCAGCAUUUGUAGAGUUUGAUAUGAGUGCAGAAGGAUUUGCCUGUUUAUAUUUACCUAGUAUAGCACCACAAGGUCCCCCUACUCCCUCUGUUGUUGGAGGUGUUGUUGGUACAUCAGAUCCUAUUGUUUAUGGAGGAGUUGGAAGUGGUGAAAGAGUUUUUCCACCACCAUCAGGAUUAACAUAUUCCUCAUGGUUCUGUGUUGAUAAGUUUAGCAAUCCAACUCUUGAUGCUCAUCCUGUACGUUUGUUAACAGUAGUCCGGAAUAUCCAGGGAAGAGAUGAAAACUUGAUUUGUUUAAGUGUUUAUCUAACGUCUAAAGAUAAUGCUUUGGUUGUCUCCACUCAAGAAACUUACAUGCCUACUUCUGUCACCGGUACAGAACAAGAACAAGAACCUGUACUAAAUGAUAACACUGUAAGAUUUUGGCAUCCAGAAUUAACUCAAGAAGGACAAUGGCAUCAUUUAGUAUUAGUGUUCCAUCGUGCUGGUAUUAUGAAGAAUAGUAAUGUCAGUUUAUUUGUUGAUGGUGAACAUAUAAAUACACAUAAGCUCCACUAUAUAUCACCAAAUUUGGGUGCAGGUGGUACAGCGAGUCCAACAGCCUUUACCUCGGUAUUCUGUUAUAUUGGUACACCCCCUCAAUUACGACGUUUAUCAAGAUUAACGUGGAGACAGGGACCAUGCCAUCUCUUAGAGGAUAUUGUUUCUACUAAUACUAUCACCAAUGUUUAUAAUCUUGGUCCAACUUACAUUGGAAGUUUUCAAGCUGCUCUAAUGGAGAGUAGUGAAGUAUCUCUGCCAUUUAUAACAGAAGAAAAAGUAGUAUUUGGUGUACAUGCUCAUGCUUUAUCUCAAAUGACUGUGGCUAAAAUAAGAAAGAUCUACAAUAAAUAUGACAGUAAAUCUAUAGCUAAACAGCUUGCUAUGUCAGCUCAUGAAAAUGCCACACCAAUAAGAAUAUUACAUAAUUCUGCUGGACAUUUAGCAGGUUCUGCUAGGAGUUUAGGUGCUAUAUUGAUGGGAUAUCUAGGUGUACGAACAUUUUGUCCAAGACCAGUAGCGAAGAUGUUAGAUAAUGUUGGAGGUACAGCCGCUGUUUUAGGUUUAAUAGCUAUGGCGAAAGAUGUCGAAGGACUAUAUGCUGCUGUUAAAACACUAGUCUGUGUUGUUAAUAGUAGUAGAUCAGCUAGGUGGGAUAUGGAUAGAAUACGUGGUUAUCAGAUGUUAGCUAUGUUAUAUAAAAAGAAGCGUAGUUUAUUAAAUAGUCAUAUAUUACAUCUUACCUUCUCAUUAGUGGGAACACUGGACAGUGGUCGGGAAUCGGCUGUUAUUCCUAAUAGAGUAGCGUUUGAAGAUUUGCUCUGUGAUUUAGAGGUAUGGCAUGAAGCACCAGGUGAUCUACAGAAAUCAUUAUAUGAACAUUUCUAUGAACUAUUGACUGAUUCUAGUGAUGCUAAAGGUAAUGGUAUUAUGAUGAGAGAUAUAGGACUGGUAUCAUCAUUGUUAUUUGUAUUAAAAGAUACCUGUAUAUCCUAUAAUACUAGUAAAAUAAUAGCUAAUGUUAUAGGAGAAUUAUUAUACACAGCUCCUCAUCAUAAAUCUUUAUUAAGAUAUGGACAGUUUAUAUUAUCUACUAUACCACCGGUUAAUAUUAAUGAGAAAACAGUUGAUAUUAAUCAACCUUCCACUGAUGAUAACACUAACAGUAUUAUACAGAAUGUGAAAUUAAGAAAUACAUUACUUGAUGUUACAUUGAAGUUAAUAUUAUCUGAUUCUUCUAAUUUAAAUAUACAUGUAUGUGAUGAUAUCUUAAAAACUCUAGGAUUUGAUUGGUUGAUGUUAUUUUUUCAAGAAAAUCUUCACCCCACAACUGUAGUCCUUGCCCUACGUAUAUUGGUUACCAUGUUUCGCAAUAAUAAUAAUGUACAGAGAUUUCGUGAAGGCAGUUGUGGUGGUGGAUGGUUAGAAGAUACUGAAAAUGUUCUUAAAAAUCAGAUGGCUGCUAUGCUAGGAUUCAACCUAGGAAUAACCAACAAAACUCAUGAUAAAGAACAUAGUACCGAAGUUAGUCAUAUACCAGGUUUUACUGUUUUACAAUGGACAUUACCUAAACAUAACCAUAUAUCUUCAGUCUAUUUUUUAUUGAUGGCGUUGUUAUUAGGACAACAUAAUAAAGAUUUGCCUACUGAUGUAGAGCUCAGUCUAGAUGCUGUAUGGACUGUUAUAUUUGGUGUACCAGCUAGUAAACCAGUCUCACUAUUAGCUAAAGAGAAAGUUGAACUAUGUUCAGAAGCUGCUAUAGUUAUAUUAGCUAUGAUUAGAAAUGCUGUGAAUGAGGAAAUUGAUGAUAAUGAUAAAAGUAAAGACUAUCCAUUGAUAUUACUACAGUUUUUAUUAUUUCUCUAUCAUAAUCAGACUGAUUUUCUCAAUCUAUGUACCACACCUGACUUUAUCAUGGCAUUAUCAGCUACAUUAUUUAGUUAUCCUACUCCAGAAAUAGAUAGUGAUGUAACUACACCAACUGAAGAGUUUAAGCCAUUUCCAGACAGUGAGCCUAUUGUUUUAUUGAAACAACCCAGUAAAACAUCUGAUAGUAUAUUGAAUGGACAUCCAGCAAGAAGAUUUAUUAUAGAUUUUCUAAGAACUAUAGUUAUUGAUAGUUUUUCUACUAAGUCAACUACUGUGAUAGAUCUUAUGUUAGAUGGUUAUCCAGAACAUGCAAGUCGAGCUCAGCAGAAACAGUUUCAAACAGAAAUGUUAAAUAUACUGAUGGAACAUCUAUUAGCUGCUGAUGUUUACUUGGAGUAUUUACAAGAGAGGCUAAAGAAGUGUUCGAUUUUACCAAUAGACAGUGUGUCUAGUCAAACUGGUGUCUUAGAUUCAUUACAUAAACUGACAAAUAACAGGAAUCUUGUGUUUGGACCUGGAAACUAUGAUCAAGAAUUUGUUGGAUGUUUAACAUACUGUUUAUUACAACUAACAGAGGAUCCUGAAUCUAGUGGAGCUAACUUAAGUGAAAGUAAAGCUAGAACAACAACAUGGCAUGUUGAGCCUGAUAGUAAUGAUAAUGUAGAUAAUACAACCACUAGUAUUGAACCUAAUUCAGUUUUGUCAGAGGGCAUGCAGUUAGUAGCUAAUGCUGCUAGACGAGUAUGGGAUGAAUUGUACAUCUUUAAAAAACCAGCUUUAGAAGAACUGUUUCGUAUCACAUUUAAUAAUAAUACCAAUAAUAAACCUAUAUCUACACCAGACUUAAACUCAGUUAGAUUAAUGAUACAGGAGUCAGCUUCUAGAAUUUGGGUGACUUAUGCUGAAAGUGAGAGAAAAUCACCUUUUACAAAUACAGAUAAAUUACAAACACAAAUACAAUCAAAAUUACAGAAAGUAGGUAGUGGUGUCUUGAGGUUAGCUAGUAGAAGAACUAAACGUGAAAUACCCACCAAAAUAUCACCAGCUUGUAAUGUUCAUGUUAACUACUAUCAUGGAUGGGUCAAUAGUCAUAUAACAUUAGUAAAAGAUGUUAUAAAUUUUCAACAUAAACAGUUUCAACAGAGUCAAUUACAUUUAGAAAGAUAUUUAGUAGAAGAAUGGUUAACAAUGGAGAAUGAAUUAUUACGUGUGCGUGGAUUAUGGGGACCCCAGUAUGGAUGUAGAUUAGAUAAAUAUACACUAGAUAUGACAGAAGGACCUAGUAGAAUGAGAAAGAAAAUGAUAUUAGAUGAUAUGUUUUAUGUACAUUAUCCAUAUAGACCUGAUUUAGAGGAUAGUCCAUUAAGAUAUAAAGUAGCUAUUAGUUUUGAUAGUAAGGAAUAUAGUGAACAAUACAGACCGUGUGGUAUACUAGCGGUAAAUAAAUUACCUAUAAUACGUAAUGAUAAUGUUGAUAUAUUAUCAGCUGAUACAUCUACACAGAACUCACCAGAAGUUGAUAUCAGUAAAAUGUCCAAGUUGAUAUCAAAUAAAUCUGGAAUUGAUGAUGAUGGUCAAGAUACAGAUUGUAAUAAUACAGAGGAAGACAAAACAGAUGGUCAACUAGACAGAGAAGGUGAAGGUCAACAUGAGGAGCAGACGACUUAUAACAAGGGAGAUAAUCAGGCUAUACUUAGAUUACUAGGAGAAGGUGAAAAGAUCAGUCAUAUGUUUCGAUGUGCCAGAAUACAAGGGUUAGAUACUGCUGAAGGGUUAUUAUUAUUUGGUAAAGAUCAUUAUUAUGUUGUUGAUGGGUUUACUCUGUUAAAAACUCGAGAAAUUAGAGAUAUUGAAAGUCUUCCACCAGGAUAUCAUGAACCUAUAAUACCUAAAUCAUCUAUGAGUAGUGGUGGUGCUUUAAAACGAAUGUUUAGUAAAUUCUCUUAUGAUGAAGUAUGUGAAGUACAUAAAAGAAGAUAUUUAUUACAACCAAUAGCUAUAGAAGUAUUCUCUACUGAUGGUAGAAACUAUCUACUAGCUCUACCAAGAAAAACUAGAAACAAAGUCUUUGCCAAAUUUCAAUCUAUGGGUACAGCAAUAACUGAUAAUGCUCAACAAUCAGUGUCAGGACAGAGACAGAAUGUUAAAGUAGAAUCUGGUGGGGGUAUUAUUAGUAGUUUAAUUGGUGAAAAAUCAGUCACUCAGAGAUGGGAGAGGGGAGAAAUAAAUAACUUCCAAUAUUUGAUGCAUUUAAAUACACUAGCUGGUCGAUGCUAUAAUGAUUUAAUGCAAUAUCCAGUCUUUCCUUGGAUUCUAGCAGACUAUGAUUCACAGGAGUUAGAUUUAAGUAAUCCAUCUACCUUUCGAGAUUUAUCUAAACCAAUGGGAGCACAGACACCAGAAAGAUUAAAACAAUUUGAGAAACGGUAUAAUGAAUGGGAUGACCCUCAAGGAGAAACUCCACCAUACCAUUAUGGUACACAUUAUUCAUCAGCUAUGAUAGUAGCAUCUUAUCUAGUCAGAAUGGAACCAUUUACUCAACAUUUCUUAAAAUUACAAGGAGGACAUUUUGAUCUAGCAGAUAGAAUGUUUCAUAGUAUUCGUGAAAACUGGUUUUCUGCAUCAAAACAUAAUAUGGCUGACGUUAAAGAACUGAUUCCGGAAUUUUUCUAUUUACCAGAUUUUUUACUCAAUGCCAAUAACUUUGAUUUAGGAUGUAAACAAAGUGGUGUAGCAUUAUCUGAUGUUGUAUUACCACCAUGGGCUAAAUCAGAUCCUAAAGAAUUUAUCAGAAUACAUAGAGAGGCAUUAGAAUGUGACUAUGUCAGUUCACAUCUACAUCAUUGGAUAGAUUUAAUAUUUGGUUAUAAACAGAGUGGUCAACCAGCAGUAGAAGCUGUCAAUGUGUUCCAUCAUCUAUUCUAUGAGGGCAAUGUAGACAUCUAUUCUAUUGAUGAUCCUCUCAAGAAAUCAGCUACUAUUGGUUUUAUUAAUAACUUUGGUCAAAUAGCUAAACAGUUAUUUAAACGACCCCAUCCGCAGAAGAAAUUAAAUAUAAGAUAUUUAGAUCCUAUUAGUGGUAUGUCAGUAACAACAGAUAGAUUAUUUUUCCAUAACGUUGAUAAUCUUAAACCUUCCAUGCAACCCGUUAAAGAAUUGAAGAGUGCUGUAGGACAAAUUAUACACAAUGAAAAGAGUGUAUUAGCUGUUGAACAAAAUAAAGUUUUAAUAGCACCAACGUAUGGUAGAUAUUUAGCCUGGGGUUUCUCUGAUCUCAGUGUUAGAAUUGGUAAUUAUGAGUCAGAGAAAGCUUCAGCUAUAUUUGAAUGUUUAGACAAUGGAGUUAUAUUAUGUGCAGCAUGUCCUAAUACUAAAGUUUUUAUUACUGGGGGAACAAGUUGUGUUGUUAAUGUAUGGGAACAUAUACCUAAAGAAAGAAAAGUUGUAUUAAAACAACCAUUAUAUGGUCAUACUGAACCUGUUACAUGUUUAGCUGCGUCACAAGCCUACCAUAUAAUAGUUAGUGGAUCACGUGAUAGAACUUGUGUUAUAUGGGAUAUGAGUAGAUUAUUAUUUGUUACACAGUUACGUCGUCAUAUAGCUCCAGUAGCAGCUGUUUGUAUAAAUGAGUUAACAGGAGAUAUAGCAACAUGUGCAGGAACAUAUUUACAUUUAUGGAGUAUAAAUGGUGAAGAAAUAGCCUGUGUUAAUACUUCUACUGGUAGAAAUCAACAGAUACUUUGUGUUGCUUUCUCUCAGUUAAAAGAAUGGGAUAGUCAGAAUGUUAUUAUGACAGGUAGUAGUGAUGGUGUUGUUAGGAUGUGGAGUAUAGAGUAUGUACAAGUACCAGAUGAGACUAAAACUAAAUUAAAAGAAGAUAAUACAGACAGUACUAAUAAAGAUAAUAGUAAAUCAGUUAGAAACACUAGUAUAAGUCCUCCAGUCAAUGUACCAAAAAUCUCACGGAGAGAAUCGUGUGAUAGUUAUAGUGAAUUACGCUCAGCUACUGAUAUGUUGCGUGAUUUUAAGGAUCCUGACUUUCUGGUAGCAAAAGGUUGUGAAUUAGGUUCAUCAGCUGAGAGUGAGAGUCAUCUGGUUCAGAAAAUGAAAGAUAAGGAUUGUGAAUCUAGUCGUGAUAGAAUGAGUAAUGAUUUUAGCAUGUUAGAAAGAUUAGAAUCUAAUAUGAGUACAACUAGUAGUACCAGUGAUAUAUAUAAAACAGAUGAUGGUACUAGUACUAAUGGUGAUCUAGAAGAGUAUGCACCUGUUGAACCAAAUAAUGAGUCAUUAGCUGCUUUGGGUGAAGAUGCUUUGGACAAGAGUUUUGGUUCACAGCCAAGUCAAUCUGAACCGUGUUUAGUGAGUGCCGUGGGUGAUAAUAAUGAAGUUCGUAGUAAAAGUCAUGGUGAUCUAAAAUCAGGCGGUGAUUCUGAAACUGACUCUAUAAAAUCUAGUAGUUCUGGUUAUGUUGUUAUUAAUGAUAGUGACAUACAACAAGUUAAAUUUACUGAAAGACCUAAACCUACCAAAAAUACAUUGAGAGAUGGAUUUAAGUGGUUAAGACAGAUAGUAUUUCGUAGUAAAUUAACAAUGCAUACAGCUAUAGAAAGAAAAGAUAAUAAAGAACCUGCUGCAGUAACUGCUCUAGCUGUCUCUAGAGAUCAUAAAACAGUAUUUGUGGGUGAUGCUAGAGGUAGAAUAUUUAACUGGACUGUCACUGAUCAGCCUGGGAGAGUUGUAGCUGACCAUUGGAUGAAAGAUGAAGGAGUUGAUAGUUGUCUAUCUUGUAAUGUUAAAUUUUCAUUUUCUGAAAGAAGACAUCAUUGUAGGAACUGUGGAAAAGUGUUUUGCUCUAGAUGUAGUCGCUAUGAAACCGAGAUCCGUAGAUUGAGAAUAGUGAAGCCUGUUCGAGUUUGUCAAGCUUGUUAUAAUAUAGUUAAAGCUGCUGAUGCUAUAUCAAUUGGUAAAUUAUAA
Messenger RNA from Lottia gigantea (owl limpet), 10518 nucleotides. RefSeq lists its product as hypothetical. Lineage: Eukaryota; Metazoa; Mollusca; Gastropoda; Lottiidae. Bases 1 to 10518 code for a protein of 3505 amino acids. Gene Ontology annotation, molecular function: protein binding; metal ion binding. The record is from RefSeq and is a predicted model, not a curated record. The transcript has 69 exons.